GAUGGUCCGCACACUGUAUGCCGUCGGUGCUGUGUUUCUUCUGAUGGGAUUUCUGCUACCGACAGCAGAAGGGAGAAAGAGGAAUCGUGGAUCUCAAGGUGCUAUCCCUCCGCCUGACAAAGAUCAGCCCAAUGAUUCGGAGCAAACGCAGACACAGCAGCAGUCGGGCUCUAGGCAUCGAGAACGAGGAAAAGGCACCUCGAUGCCUGCUGAAGAGGUGCUGGAGUCUAGUCAGGAGGCGUUGCACAUCACUGAGCGUAAAUACCUAAAGCGGGAUUGGUGUAAAACUCAACCCCUCAAACAAACUAUCCACGAAGAAGGCUGCAACAGUCGUACCAUUAUCAACAGGUUCUGCUACGGCCAGUGCAAUUCCUUUUACAUCCCCAGGCAUGUCCGUAAAGAAGAAGGCUCCUUCCAAUCUUGUUCCUUCUGCAAGCCCAAGAAAUUCACCACCAUGACUGUUACACUCAAUUGCCCUGAGCUUCAGCCCCCAAGAAAGAAGAAAAGAAUUACCCGAGUCACGGAAUGCCGGUGUAUAUCUAUUGACUUGGACUAAACCGAGACAAAGGUAGCGGUUGCACGCUGACUGUACACAAUCCUUGCCAGCGUGAGAGUGAGUGGCAUGAACUGGCAUACCUUCGGGGCUGGACAAAACUGAAAGGAACCUAGUGAAUUA
This is a messenger RNA of Cariama cristata (Red-legged seriema), 676 nucleotides long. It is a transcript of the gene GREM1, whose product is annotated as gremlin 1, DAN family BMP antagonist. Gene Ontology annotation, biological process: animal organ morphogenesis. Gene Ontology annotation, molecular function: receptor ligand activity; BMP binding. NCBI's taxonomy places the organism in Eukaryota, Metazoa, Chordata, Aves, Cariamiformes, Cariamidae. The record is from RefSeq and is a predicted model, not a curated record. Bases 2 to 556 code for a protein of 184 amino acids. The transcript has a single exon.